Effrenium voratum is the source of this 1566-nucleotide messenger RNA. NCBI's taxonomy places the organism in Eukaryota, Dinophyceae, Suessiales, Symbiodiniaceae. The record is from the annotation of a GenBank genome assembly.
AGCAGCUCAUUUGUCAUUCGUUGUGCAGUUUUUGUGGCAUGGAAGUAGCGUGGUAUCCGGCCAAAUCGGCGCCCAAGGCCCUGCAGGUGUGCAGUCCUCUCCAUCGGGUGCAUCCACAAGGUUUUGGCGGGCGCUGCUACUUGACGCCUUGUGAACCAGCAGUGUUGGCCUUUGCCGUGGCGUGGUCACGCAGGAGGUUCAGCGCAGUGCCGGAGGCAGUCACGGCAGUCACGGCAGUCACGGCAGUCACCUCACCCCGAUGCAAAGAGACUUCCAAGGUUGGUGAGCCAUUACCCUCAGACGAAGAGCUCUCGAAGUCCUUCAAUGCACGGCUUCCUGCAGAAGUGCGGAUUCAAAAGGAGCGGGCUUUGAACGCAGAGGAAACUCUGCGAAAAGCGGAUGAGAGCAUCAAAGCUUUAGGCAUUGACUUAGACAAGGAUGCUCGCGAGCGGAAGGAGAUGCAGCAGUUGCUUCCUUCGCUGCGCAAGGCUGCAGUGGCCACAUGCUGGCCCCGUCAAGAGAAGGCCGUGUCAAGCGCGCUUCGUGAAGUCUCCGGGGAUGAGGUGAGGGUCUUCGAAACCGAGACCUUGCAGGACCUCGCGGCUGAGGACUUCCGGCAGCAGCUGGCUGGCUGCUGUGCUGUUGCGGUUUACUGUGAGCAGGACCUUGAAUCCCAAGCCCAAGCAUGUGCUGGCCUGACGGCCUUGCUGGAGGGUGUUCCUGAGAGUGUUCAGCGGAUCGUUCUCGUGGCAGACUUGCCAGCAUCGCCUGUUGAGCGCCACCUGAAGCGAGCACUUCGUGAGCGCAGUUCCAACGCCUCGCCUCUGCGGCUGAGCAUCAUCCGUGCUAACUUCGCAGGCCAGCCGAUGCCAGGGGAUGGCCCACAGGUCAUUGCGAAAAUGCCGGCGACAGUACGAGAUGCAGCACGUGGGCUUCGUUCAACUCUAAUUGGAGGAGUCCGAAGUGCUGCCAACCUUGCUGCAGCCUUCCAGGCGCGCGAGGAGAGUUUGGCAGUCGCCUCCCCUGAGGCCGUGGCAAAGGUUCUGCACUUCGCCCUCCGCCGUGGCAUUGACGUGCCCGAAGUGUCAGUCGUCGGCAGUGGGGAGGCGGAUUUAGAUGAAAGGCUGCUACCAUUGGUAGGGCCAGAGCUAUGGCGACUGGAUGUGCCGGAUGGCCGACGUGCCCGCGUUUGGGUUCAAGGCUGGGUGGAGUUCAACUACUGCCGAGGGGCCAACCAAAAUAGCGCGGCCAUGAGGAGGGCUGGGCUGAAGACCCCUGUGGAGGUUCGGAAGACACUGCAGGGGGUUUGCAUCAAGUUUAUGCCCGGCAGCCGCAGGCCAGGUGGCUUCGAUGGCUUGUUGGAAGGAGGCCUAGAAAUCCUCGUGGAUGAGGCUACGGAGAGUAGGCCUGCUCGCAUGCGGGUGCGGCGUUGUGCUUACGGCUGGCGGAAAAAGCCCCGGGAGAGCUCCGAGCGGGCCAUCCUUUCACGACUUCGCCGUGAUUGGGAGAUGUCUGAGAAGCUGAGAUCUUGAAAGAUCUACAUGGCCUCGGUACAUGCAUUUCGCA